This is a messenger RNA of Funneliformis caledonium, 474 nucleotides long. The record is from the annotation of a GenBank genome assembly. Lineage: Eukaryota; Fungi; Glomeromycota; Glomeromycetes; Glomerales; Glomeraceae.
AUGUAUUUCCGUAUUGUGAUGACAACUUGGGAACUUUUAAUACAUAUCCUUAUAGAAGAGCUGGGGGGCGGCAAGGGUGGAGGCGGAAGCGGAGGCGGAGGAGGAACUACCAGUAAAUCCAAUGGAAAGUCAAGUCCAUACAAAGGUGGCGGCGGGAGCUCCUCAUACUCGUCUGCUUUGCUGGUAACAUUAUCUAUCAUAUCGAUUAUUGGAUGUGGAAUUUGGCGUUGUCAUAGAAUAAGAAGAAAUUCUAAAGCCGAACUAGAAAAUAAUAAAAUGGAAUUUGGUGAAAAUUAUAAUCAUAGCAGACCUUCCUCAGCUUAUGCUUCUUCAACCGGAAUUCCAAUACCCUCAACUUCGUUUCCUGCUCCAAUUUACGGUGAUAACUAUUCACCAUAUAAUAAGGUGGCACCUUCUUCCAAAAGUUUUGAUUCUAUGGAUGAGAUUAUGCCAAAGAAAAAAUAUAAAUCCUAA